Messenger RNA from Portunus trituberculatus (swimming crab), 1310 nucleotides. RefSeq lists its product as uncharacterized. Lineage: Eukaryota; Metazoa; Arthropoda; Malacostraca; Decapoda; Portunidae. The record is from RefSeq and is a predicted model, not a curated record.
AUGAUGAUAUACUUGUGGAAGAAAUUGCAAAACAUCCUUCGUUGUGGCAGCUCUCACAUGCCAAAUAUAAAGGACCAAAGGGUAAAGGACAACAUCUGGGCAGAAGUUGCAGAGAAAACACACGCCUACAACCCCGCACACACACUCCUGCGCCCUCCCGCCAUCCAGCCACACCCCUGCACCCCUCCCUCCUCCCUCCAUGGUCCUAGGUCCCAAUUACAGAACCAUGACACUACGCCAGGAAGCUCCGAGGAGUGUAAAAUGUGGUCCAACGUGCGUGUGGCAGCCGUGGUGGUGGUGGCGCUCCUGGCGGUGGCGGAGGCGUCGUACCUCGCCGCUCCCAGCUACCACAGGCCUGCCCCUUGCUACCCGGAAACCAAAUACGUCACCCAGUACCAGACGCAGGUCAAGGAGGUCCCAGUGUACAAGACCCAGUACCAGACCCAGGUCGUGCCCACCACCAUCUACCAGACCCAGUACCAAACCCAGUACCAAACUGUGUACAAGACUCAGUACCAAACCCAGUACGUCACCCAGACUGAGUACAAGACCCAGGUGCAGUACCAGACCCAGUACGAGACCGUGUACAAGACCCAGGUGGUGCCCCAGUACAUCACCACCACCCACUACCAGACCCAGUACAAGACCCAGGUGCAGUACCAGACCCAGUACGUCACCCAGACCCAGUACCAGACGGUGUACAAGACCCAGAUCCAGCCCCAGUACAUCACCACCACCCAAGUCCAGUACAAGACCCAGUACCAGACCAAGGUCGUGCCCCAGUACCACACCGUCACCCAGACCCAGCACAGUUACAAGACCGUCUGCCCCAAGCCCUCUUACGGCAGCAGCGGGUAUGGCUACUAAGACCACCACGCCACACGCCACGCAUCAUCGCCACGCCCCUGUGGAGAGUCACCCAAGGGAAGCAUACCCGUACAUUAAGUCUCUGUCCUUUCCCUCACACGCAUCAAUGACCUGUGCUAUACUCACCCUCACUUGGUUCCAAACGCGCCUUAAAAAUUGAAAUUACUUCUCACUUUUGUAUUAUCUUUCUCACGUAUCUAAUUCUACAUCUUUUUCCCCCAUACUUCUCUCAGUCUUCCUCCUCUCCCCUUCCUCCAAUUCCCGUAACAGCGAGGGGAAUAUCUUCUCUCUGAUAUGUAAAUUAUUAUUAUUUGUAUUGUAAGUCUCGUGGUUGUCAUGAUAAGUAUACACACUCAAGGACACACACGCUCCCUUGGUGAUGUUUAUACUCGAGUACCCGAACCAAGUGUAAUAUAAACCCUAACAAUAAAAUGUCUAAUGUA